AUGCAGAAGUUGUUGAUAAAACUUAUGAAAUCUUUAAGCAAAUCUGAUCGUAUCAUAGUAAUAGGAAAAGCAAGAAGCCCUUGGUUAACAACCAAAAAAAAAUUAUCAAGUAUAUUCGAGACCAUUGUGUUCACCGUACCUGACACUUGUACUAUAUUUAUAUUUCUCAACGAAUUAUUAAUGAGCUAUCCAGUAGUUAGCCGAACAUUUCCAGUUACACCAUUGGCCACGAUGUUGGCCGGUUACUCAAGGCAGAUGAUAGCCGACAUUGUAGCCGAAGUAAUGACCACUGAACGGGUGCUAACACUCAGGCAACAUCCAUUGGACCCCACAGAGUUCGUGCCCAUAAUAUUAAAAUAUCCUAAGCAGAACCCUCAACAAUUUGAAGAAUACUAUAAGUGGUAUAACAAAUAUGUACCUAUAGGUGUAAGAAAAGUAUUAGAAAUGGAACCA
Messenger RNA from Rhopalosiphum padi (bird cherry-oat aphid), 453 nucleotides. RefSeq lists its product as uncharacterized. The annotation marks the transcript as partial. The transcript is spliced from 2 exons. The record is from RefSeq and is a predicted model, not a curated record. NCBI's taxonomy places the organism in Eukaryota, Metazoa, Arthropoda, Insecta, Hemiptera, Aphididae.